UCAGGCACCAUGGGGAAGCGGGACAAUCGGGUGGCCUAUAUGAAUCCUAUAGCAAUGGCUAGAUGGAGGGGCCCAUCUCAAUCUGCAGGCCCCACAAUACAAGAUUAUCUGAAUCGACCAAGGCCCACCUGGGAAGAAGUGAAGAAACAAUUAGAAAAUAAAAAGAAAGGCUCCAAGGCAUUAGCUGAAUUUGAAGAAAAAAUGAAUGAGAAUUGGAAGAAGGAACUAGAAAAAAGCAGAGAGAAAUUAUUAAGUGGAAAUGAGAGCUCAUCCAAAAAAAGAGAAAGAAAGAAAAAGAAAAAGAAGAAAUCUUGUCAGUCUUCAUCUUCUUCUACAUCAAGCUCUGAUUCUUCAAGCAGUUCUUCAGAUUCUGAGGAUGAGGAAAAGAAACAAGGAAAAAAGAGAAAGAAAAAGAAGAACCGUUCAUACAAAUCAUCAGAAAGCUGUACAUGUGAAUCUGAAUCAGAGAGCAAAGAAUCUGUAAAAAAGAAAAAGAAAUCAAAGGAUGAAACAGGCAAAGAAAAGUAUAUUAGAAGUCUCAGCAAAAAAAGAAAGAAGACUUGUCCUGAGGGUAAACCUUUAUCAUCAGAGUCCUCAUCAGAAUCAGAUUAUGAAGAGGAGAUACAAGCAAAAAAGAAGAGAAGACGUGAAGAGCGAGAAAAAGCAAUGGAAAAAGCAAAGAAGAAGAAGAAGAAACAGCACAAAAAACAUAGUAAGAAGAAGAAAAAGAAGUCAGGUUCAAGUCACAAGUCUGGAUAA
Lagenorhynchus albirostris (white-beaked dolphin) is the source of this 759-nucleotide messenger RNA. RefSeq names its product family with sequence similarity 133 member A (gene FAM133A). NCBI's taxonomy places the organism in Eukaryota, Metazoa, Chordata, Mammalia, Artiodactyla, Delphinidae. The record is from RefSeq and is a predicted model, not a curated record. The transcript has a single exon. Bases 10 to 759 code for a protein of 249 amino acids.